AGCUCAUGACAGCCGUGAGCCGGAUACACACGUUCAUCAUCGUGUCUGCAGAAAAGGUUUUCAACUAGAAUCCUGCCCCCUUUUGCUUGGGACCAGGUCCCAUGGAUAACCCGUGGAAAUUGCUUUUCGGUAGCAACAUGACUCUGAGCCUUGCGGGUCGUCACAGCGAUCUUGUGAGAUUCAGCCUGGAUCUUUUGCUGCUUGUUCUCCCCAUAGUGGUUGCUAAUGAAGAAAUAUCUGCCGUUCAUCAGGACUACUGGGGAGACUUCUGGCUGUUCCGUUUCUUGGUCAAUGCUGCUGGCUAUGCAAGCAUCGUGGUGCCAGGUUUUUUGCUUAUACAGUACUUCAAGAAGCAGAAUUACCUUGAAACUGGCCGUGGCAUUUGCUUUCCUGUAAUCAAAUCAUGUGUCUUUGGUAAUGAGGCUAAAUCAGGCCACCAGGAUGAUGUCUUGUUGGCCGCUAGGAAUGAGAAUGCGGAGACUUCCACAGCCCACCAGGUCUUUAAGCUCUUGUUCUGUGCAACUGGCCUACAGAUCUCCUACCUGACAUGGGGCGUCCUCCAGGAACGUGUAAUGACCAGAACGUACGGAGCAACAGAGUCAGACCCUGGAGAGAAGUUCAAGGAUUCCCAGUUCCUGGUCUUCAUGAACCGGAUCCUUGCCUGCACUGUGGCCGGUCUCUACUGUGCCCUGAUCAAGCAGCCCCGUCACAGUGCUCCCAUGUACAAGUACUCCUUUGCCUCCCUCUCCAAUAUUCUCAGCAGCUGGUGCCAGUACGAGGCACUCAAGUACAUCAGCUUUCCUACGCAGGUGCUGGCCAAAGCCUCGAAGGUGAUCCCAGUCAUGCUGAUGGGCAAGCUUGUGUCCCGCAAGAGUUACGAAUACUGGGAGUACCUGACGGCAGCACUCAUCUCUGUUGGAGUAAGCAUGUUCUUGCUCUCCAGCACCCCAGAGAAGCACCUCUCCACUGUCACCACCUUCUCUGGCGUGAUCCUCCUGGGCGGCUACAUUGUCUUUGACAGUUUCACUUCCAACUGGCAGGAUGCGCUCUUCACUUACAAGAUGUCCUCGGUGCAAAUGAUGUUUGGAGUUAAUGUCUUUUCGUGCCUCUUCACCGUGGGCUCACUGCUGGAGCAGGGCGCCUUGCUGGAAUCGCUGCGCUUUAUGGCCCGCCAUUCUGAGUUUGCUGCCCAUGCGGUCCUUCUGUCAGUGUGCUCAGCCUUUGGGCAGUUGUUCAUUUUUUACACCAUCAACCAGUUUGGAGCAGCCGUCUUCACCAUCAUUAUGACUUUACGCCAAGCUUUUGCUAUCCUCCUUUCCUGUCUCAUCUAUGGCCAUGCAGUCACUGUUGUGGGUGGGCUGGGAGUAGCGGUCGUUUUCAUUGCACUCUUCCUCCGUGUCUAUGCCCGCAGUCGCAUGAAGAAGCGCGCAAAGAAGCCACCCGUUGGUGAGAGCACCGUGCAAAAAGUGUAGGGGCCAGAGGGCAACCCAGGCUCCUGUCCCAAUCUCCCAACAAACCCAGAGCACUUGCUGAAGCUCUCAGGAACCCAGCAAGGAGCUGGCAAGGGAGAACCCUGGGUCCUGCCCCCUUCCCAAGGUACCCCAGCUGGUUCCUCUUUGCAUCAUGCCACAGGGAUUGGCUUGGAGAAAGCGCAGGGCACUCUGCUCCUGUUACUUUAACCAUCUGAGCAUUUUCCUGCUUAAUAAGAAGAGGCUUUUCAAGAAUCCCUUUCUCAGUGAAGGAGUGCCAGGGAACCUAUUGCCUGCCAUGACUCACAUUGUGUUUGAGGGAAAUGGCUCAUGUAGGGACAAGGCAAAUUGGACCUGAUUUGCUUCUCACCUCAAGGGAUUUGUCCUGGUCCCCUUCUGUUUACCAUCCUGGAGGUAAUAGCAAAAAUAAGACUUUAACAUUUCCAUGAAAAAAACAACACUCCAGAACUUUCUGAUUCAAAGGGAAAGCUAGCAGCCACAUUGGCCCCAGCCUCUUCUACAGAAUGCCAGGUUUUGUACUUACUCUCCUUUGUUCUCAGAAUAGUCCUGCUGGACUAUAUAGCUUAUCUUAAAUCACACCCUUACUUUCUGGUUCACGUCUUUUCAGACUGUGCACAUUCCCAGUUAUUUGUUUCUUGGUUUCUGCUCGUUGUCUAUUGACUAUCCUAUCCUCUCACUAUCUUGAUCGAUAAUCCCAGAAUUCCUUGACACGAUUUUCCAGGUAAUUUUUGGAGAUUUGCAGUUUCCGCAACCAUGUGAGAAAGCACAAAUACUGCCCUUUUGAACCACCGCUCUUGAGAGUCAGUCCAAGAGUUUUUCCUGCUCUUGGAAAAGUGGUGUGGGAGCAGGUGUCCUCAUAGAAAAAAUGUUUUAUCUCACCCUUUCUCCUUUCUAUCCCAGGGACUUUGUAGAAGCUUCUGGGGUGUCCCAUGCCUGCCAUGGGAGCCAACUGUACAAAAGCAUCUUGCAAGUCUGGGCUUGUGUCCUGCUUUCAGUGCAGCUGAGUAUUGGCUUCCUUUUCAAGCUGAUAAAUGUUCUGGAACUGGUGGGGGGGGUACCUCAGGGUUCUGGAGCACGCUCUUAUUUUACACGGCAGGCUGGGACCCAAGUGGCUGCCUGGCUCUGGCCUUUUCUGCUCUAUCCCCUUUCUGGAGUUUGUUUCCCAGAAGCUGGACAUAGUUGUCCUUUUCUCCACAAGCAGUUUGCUCUCAGACCUAGAUACAGGAGUGGAGUCACUUUCACCAUCUCCACCCGAAAGUCUGGGUUUGGCCCAUUCUUUUUAUUGCUAAGCUGAUAUUGUGCAGAGGAAAUGUUUUGGUACUCUUGAAACAUGCUCUUGUUUUAUUUUAUUAAAUUUAAAAGAGGCUGUGAAUGAUUGGUCUGAGUAUCUUGCUUGUCUUCAGAAGCUGUGGGAAGGUAGAAAGCACACUGCUCCUCUCCACCAUCUCUGUGUAGGUUACCUCAGUUACAUCAUUGCAGCAGCAACUCAAAUGUUUUUUGGUACCUUUAAGCCUUGACAAAUUUAAUUUAGUAUAAAUCUUCAUAUAUUACAAUGUUUCUUUGGAUAGGUGUCAGAAGCAGAUUACUAAUCCACAAAUCCUCACAUGAACAUCAAUUUCCUAGUCUUAAAGGAGCCACAGAACUACAGUUUUUGUUUUUUUCUUAUCAUAUAGAAAGGGAACAAUAUAUAUGAU
Messenger RNA from Pogona vitticeps (central bearded dragon), 3184 nucleotides. It is a transcript of the gene SLC35B2, whose product is annotated as solute carrier family 35 member B2. Gene Ontology annotation, molecular function: 3'-phosphoadenosine 5'-phosphosulfate transmembrane transporter activity. The record is from RefSeq and is a predicted model, not a curated record. Gene Ontology annotation, biological process: transmembrane transport; 3'-phosphoadenosine 5'-phosphosulfate transport. Lineage: Eukaryota; Metazoa; Chordata; Lepidosauria; Squamata; Agamidae. Gene Ontology annotation, cellular component: Golgi membrane; endoplasmic reticulum membrane.